Molecule: messenger RNA, 924 nt
Organism: Anopheles darlingi
Lineage: Eukaryota; Metazoa; Arthropoda; Insecta; Diptera; Culicidae
Product: angiopoietin-4-like
Exons: 1
Coding region: 1-924 (307 amino acids)
Source: RefSeq, a predicted model, not a curated record
AUGAAACUGACCAUUGGCUUCCUAUUGUUUUGUGCUUUGUACGCAGCGGUGACAGCCAAGAGCACUGUCGUUGAAACAACCUCUCCGGAUGGGAUCUCGGCACGAGGACUGGAGCUGGUGUUGGGCAAGUUGGAACAGAUGGACCGGAAGUUGUUGAACCUUCAAAUCGAGCUGACCGAGCAUCGCGAAGAGAUGAAACGGAACCGGGACUGUGUUACUUCAACAGCCGCACCACCGGAGCAAGAAAGUACGACGCCAACAACAACAACUUCAAAACCUCUGAUUCAUUCCUCGUGCAAGGAAGAACCGUCCAAAGUGUCGGGAGUGUAUCUUAUCCGUGUUAACAACGAUAGCACGCCGUUCAAUGUUUAUUGCGAGCAAGCGAGCUUUGGUGGCGGUUGGCUGGUAGUGCAACAUCGGUUCGAUGGUUCAGUUGAUUUUUACCGCAACUGGGACCAAUACCGCGAAGGGUUCGGUGAGGUAGACAACGAGUUUUGGCUCGGGCUGGAGCGAAUGCAUCAACUCACGACCGCUCGCCCUUACGAGCUUAUAGUAGAGAUGAAGGACUUUAAGGGUAAUUAUGGAUAUACCCGUUACAUUCGGUUCCAAGUAGGCAGCGAGAGUGAAAAGUACGAACUGACGCUGGGGUUGGGAUUGGAUAGUGGCCGUGCAGGCGAUGGAUUUGAUGGAUUUCAUAAUGGAGUGAAAUUCUCUACUAAGGAUAGGGAUAAUGAUGAGACUCCCGAUAAGCAUUUCGCUGUUCGUUACACAGGCGCCUGGUGGUACUGUCCGGGGGGCGGCGUUACCAAUUUGAAUGGACCGUACAAGAACAGUGACGAUACGUGGAAUUCAACUGUUUGGUAUCAUUUCAAAGCCGAUCUUCGAGCCUUGAGCUUCACCAGAAUGAUGAUUCGUGAAUUGUAA